UGAAUCAAAUUUGAACAGAUUUUGGCAGUACAUGGCCACUGAACAGUGCUUGGAAGGUAAAGAUUGCUUGGAGAAGUGGAAGGAUUCGCCGGGUGUGGUCGCCGUUUCGGAUGAUAAUCCUUUGAGAGGCUUCGACUGCAACAUCUGCCUCGACUCGGUGCAGGAUCCGGUGGUCACACUUUGCGGACAUCUCUAUUGCUGGCCCUGCAUCUACAAAUGGCUACAUUUUGAGAAGCAAGACCAGAAACAGCAGGAAUGUCCUGUAUGCAAAGCUGAAGUUUCGGAUACCGCAUUGAUUCCGCUCUACGGCAGGGGUGUAACAACUAAGGAAUCGACAACCGAGACUCCCCGACUCGAUACCGAUAUACCAAAGAGACCUCUUGGUCCUACCUGUGGCGCUGGCACGACACAACGGUCGCCAAAUUCUACUGGUAAUCCGCAGUUCCAACACCAAGUCUACUACCCUCAACAGGAUAGUUAUCCAGCUUCACCUGCGCUUAGUCCCGGUGGCACGACGACGAUAAAUGUACCGGAUCCAGUGAUCCGAAUGUUCAGCGAAAUGGUGUACACGAGUGUUUUCGGUGAUACGGUUCUGGACUUUUAUACGUAUCCGAAUUCGUACAAUCUUGCGAGGAUCUCUAGUCCUAGGAUCGGACGGCACGUAAUGCAAGCUGAGAAAUCACUCGGCAGAAUAAGUUUCUUCCUCUUCUGUUGCUUAUUCUUCUGUCUACUUUUGUUCUGAGCUUCA
Molecule: messenger RNA, 748 nt
Organism: Hibiscus syriacus
Lineage: Eukaryota; Viridiplantae; Streptophyta; Magnoliopsida; Malvales; Malvaceae
Product: E3 ubiquitin-protein ligase RMA1H1-like
Exons: 1
Coding region: 32-742 (236 amino acids)
Biological process (GO): ubiquitin-dependent protein catabolic process
Cellular component (GO): endoplasmic reticulum
Molecular function (GO): ubiquitin protein ligase activity; ubiquitin-like protein conjugating enzyme binding; metal ion binding
Source: RefSeq, a predicted model, not a curated record